Pelobates fuscus (common spadefoot toad) is the source of this 2527-nucleotide messenger RNA. RefSeq names its product tectonic family member 1 (gene TCTN1). The record is from RefSeq and is a predicted model, not a curated record. Gene Ontology annotation, cellular component: MKS complex. The transcript is spliced from 14 exons. Lineage: Eukaryota; Metazoa; Chordata; Amphibia; Anura; Pelobatidae. Gene Ontology annotation, biological process: cilium assembly; protein localization to ciliary transition zone. The coding region runs from base 38 to 2101 and encodes 687 amino acids.
CGCUGGUUGUUUAUAGCAACGCUCCCAGACAGCUGCCAUGGCUGCUUUACAGAGCUGGCUCAUUGUGCUCGCUAUCCGCUGGGCAGUGCCGUGCGUGUCAGAGAAGCCAGGGGACUCUACCUACCUAGAUAUAGCCGAGAUCGAGGAGUGGGAGGACACGGCGAUAUCUUUACUGAUGGACAACGAGACCACCCCCCUGGAGGGCACCUCAGUAUCCCCCUAUAACACAGAACAGGAUCACACUCCGACAUACUACGCUACUACAACAGCAGCCCCACACACCACUGAACACACUGACCGAGGGCACUCUCUCACUGAGACUCCAGGGACCAGCACCACUGAACACACUGACCGAGGGCACUCUCUCACUGAUCUCCCAGAGACUCCAGGGACCAGCACCACUGACCGAGGGCACUCUCUCACUGCUCUCCCAGGGACCAGCACCACUGACCGAGGGCACUCUCUCCCUGAUCUCCCAGAGGAGUCUGCUGUUACCCAGCCCCCAUUCAUCGCCAGAGACACUGAGCUGUCAGUGCAAUCUCGUGCUGUGACCCUCCCCUCCCCUCUCACCAAUGUUUCCAGUCUGUGUGUUUGUGAUCUGCUCGUGGACCAGUGUGAUGUAAACUGCUGUUGUGAUCCAGUCUGCACUGCUUCGGAUUUCAGUGUCUUCUCUGGAUGUUCAAUUUCUGUUGUCACAACUGACAGUCGUCUAUGUGUGCGGAAAACUGUUCUCUAUUCAAUCAACUCUUCUUCUGCCACUCCACAGAGAGUUGUCCAAAAUGUAGACAUAAUCAAUCCAGAUGUUUUCUGCAUUCAAGCAACAAACUAUGAGCCAGCGUUGUCCUUUAUUACUCCUGAUGUUCCAUCAGAGUCUAACUUUGAUAGUCUGCUGAAAGAGUUUGGGGGAAAUGUAUUUAAUAAUGAAGAGAACACUGCAAAUUUUGUUGGCUCCACUCAAGCACGCACAGCCACAAGAUACGAGUAUGGAUCACCGAUCUUAACUUCAGACUCUUUCUUUAAACUUCCUACUCCACUGGGUACCAACGCCUGCACAGAUAAUAGUCCUAUAGGUUUCCUCAUGAAUCAAGAUUUCAAAUGUAGUCGAAACACAGCGAUAACUCAAUGUCCUACUGUAUUAUCUCUUAGGACAUACACAGAUGUUGGCAUUUUGACUGUGCCAAAUUCUCAAAUUGUGAUUAAUGUUACAGUAACAUCUGUUACUCUGAAAUCACUAAAUGGGACUCUCACACCAGGAAGUAUUGCUGAUUUGGAUAACACUACACAAAAUUGCAGCUGGGUGGUUUUGGAGGGUAGUUACUUGAUGACCUAUACACAACAAGGUACAAUUACAAAUGUCACAACUUCUUUCACCCUGGGAGCAAUCGACAGUUUGGUGCUUCCUCUACAGCAAAGUUUUCAAAUUCGUUUUACUCAGGAAGGAACAACCCCAUCUUUUCUCAGUGGAAAUCCUGGUUACGUGGUUGGCUUACCUCUUCUGGCGGGAUUUAAAUUGCCACAGUCUGGUAUUAUUCAGAGUACAGACCGAUUCGGCCAACUGACCCUGUUGAAAAGCUCAAAGGACCAAAGCUGCUUGGCUGAAUAUGGCAACAGGGCAACAGUUUUAUUUGGUUAUAACAUGGUGUCUGGUUGCAUAUUGCGUCUUAGUUACUCUGAAACAGCAUUUUGCCAACUUGCAGCAGAUGUUGUCCUGAACGUUCUAAGAGACCAGCAGUUCCCAGAAUAUGUAGCCUCAUUUGGAAAUUCUCAACCACAGAAUGUGUUAGACUGGGUGCCGAUUGUUGAUGUUACUGCUGUUACUCCUACAGAAGUGAACACGUGUAAAAUGCCAGUGUCUUUAGAACUAGAAGUGAGAUGGACUAAAUAUGGAUCAUUGGUUAAUCCUCAAGCACAGAUUGUGAAUGUUACACAAAAGAUUACUUACAAUGCUAUCCCGACAGCUUUUCUUGGAAGUGAAAAACUUGUACAGAUCUUCUCUUCCGUCACUUUUGUUGAUGUGUCUGCAUCCGCAGAACCUGGUUACAAAGCUCAACCAACCUUUGAUGCCAAGCUGCCCUUUGAUUUCUUCUACCCAUUUGUAUAAUUAGCAGGUAGCACAUUAGGUUAUCUGAUUUAGCUCUGUAAAUAUUAAUUGGUAGCUGUAAAUGAUUACAGUGGGAAUUAUCCUGCUAUGUUUAAGUGCCACAAAGACAGGAUUUAAGCAAUAUCUUAACAUUAAAAACAUGACAAUGAUAUGUUGUGUUCUAGCAACAUGAUCCAUAACAUGGACAGAAUGAAUGCAAAAUGCAAGGUUACUUUGAAAGAUGUAACCGUCCAUAGAGAUAUACUUAAAGGGACACUAUAGUAUCAGUUAUGCAAAUGUGUAUUCCUGACACUAUAGUUCUAAAACACCAUUUAGGUGGUCGGCUCCCUUUCUCCCUAUUAUUCUUUAUAAAACACCAGCAAAUUCUGUAGCUCUGUAAAACUAAUUUACUCACCUUUUUCCAGCGCUGCACAGGGCUCCUCGCAU